AUGACAGCAGUGGCUGAGAGUAUGAGGUUUGGAGAACAACAGAGCCCAGGUUCAAAUCCCAGCUCCAAACUUCCUGUAGGACCACAGGGAUAUACUGAAACUAUGGAAAACAGUAACGGAGCUCCAUCACUUAGGAAAUUGAUGGCUUCCUUAACUUCUAUUGAUCUCAGUGAAAACCAAAUUCAGGCGAUUCCAAGGAAGGCUUUCCGCGGAGCAGUUGACAUUAAAAAUUUGCAACUGGAUUACAACCAGAUCAGCUGUAUCGAAGAUGGGGCAUUUAGGGCUCUCCGGGACCUGGAAGUGCUAACUCUCAACAAUAACAACAUUACUAGACUUUCUGUGGCAAGUUUCAACCAUAUGCCUAAACUUAGGACUUUUCGACUCCAUUCCAACAACCUGUACUGUGACUGCCAUCUGGCCUGGCUCUCCGACUGGCUUCGCCAACGGCCUAGGGUUGGCCUGUACACUCAGUGUAUGGGCCCAUCCCACCUGAGGGGCCAUAAUGUAGCUGAGGUUCAAAAACGAGAGUUUGUCUGCAGUGAAGAGGAAGAAGGUCACCAGUCAUUCAUCGCUCCUUCCUGUAGUGUUUUGCACUGCCCUGCUGCUUGUACCUGUAGUAACAAUAUUGUAGACUGUCGUGGGAAAGGGCUCACGGAGAUCCCUACAAAUCUACCAGAGACCAUCACCGAAAUACGUUUGGAACAGAACUCAAUCAAGGUCAUCCCUCCUGGAGCUUUCUCACCAUACAAAAAGCUUAGAAGAAUUGACCUGAGCAAUAAUCAGAUCUCUGAACUUGCACCAGAUGCUUUCCAAGGACUGCGCUCUCUGAAUUCACUUGUCCUCUAUGGAAAUAAAAUCACGGAACUCCCAAAAAGUUUAUUUGAAGGACUGUUUUCCUUACAGCUACUAUUAUUGAAUGCCAACAAGAUAAACUGCCUUCGGGUAGAUGCUUUUCAGGAUCUCCACAACUUGAACCUUCUCUCCUUAUAUGACAACAAGCUUCAGACCAUCGCCAAGGGGACCUUUUCACCUCUCCGGGCCAUCCAAACUAUGCAUUUGGCCCAGAACCCCUUUAUUUGUGACUGCCAUCUCAAGUGGCUGGCGGAUUAUCUCCAUACCAACCCGAUUGAGACCAGUGGUGCCCGCUGCACUAGCCCCCGGCGUCUGGCCAACAAAAGAAUUGGACAGAUCAAAAGCAAGAAAUUCCGUUGUUCAGCUAAAGAACAGUAUUUCAUUCCAGGUACAGAAGAUUAUCGAUCAAAAUUAAGUGGAGACUGCUUUGCAGAUUUGGCUUGCCCUGAAAAGUGCCACUGUGAAGGGACGACAGUAGAUUGCUCCAAUCAAAAACUCAACAAAAUCCCGGACCACAUUCCCCAGUACACUGCAGAGCUGCGUCUCAAUAAUAAUGAAUUCACAGUGUUGGAAGCCACAGGGAUCUUUAAGAAACUUCCUCAGUUACGUAAAAUAAACUUUAGCAACAAUAAGAUCACAGAUAUUGAGGAGGGAGCAUUUGAAGGAGCAUCUGGUGUAAAUGAAAUACUUCUCACGAGUAAUCGGUUGGAAAACGUUCGGCAUAAAAUGUUCAAGGGAUUGGAAAGCCUCAAAACUUUGAUGUUGAGAAGUAAUCGAAUAAGCUGUGUAGGGAACGACAGUUUCAUAGGACUCAGUUCUGUGCGUUUGCUUUCUUUAUAUGAUAAUCAAAUUACUACAGUUGCACCAGGGGCAUUUGAUACACUCCAUUCUUUAUCUACUCUAAACCUCCUGGCCAAUCCGUUUAAUUGUAACUGCUACCUGGCUUGGUUGGGAGAGUGGCUCAGAAAGAAAAGAAUUGUAACGGGAAAUCCUCGAUGUCAAAAACCAUACUUCCUCAAAGAAAUCCCCAUCCAGGAUGUGGCCAUUCAGGACUUCACAUGCGAUGACGGAAAUGAUGACAACAGUUGCUCCCCACUCUCUCGCUGCCCUACGGAAUGUACUUGUUUGGAUACUGUAGUCCGAUGUAGUAACAAGGGCUUGAAGGUUUUGCCAAAAGGUAUUCCAAGAGAUGUCACAGAAUUGUAUCUGGAUGGGAACCAAUUUACACUGGUUCCCAAGGAACUCUCUAACUACAAACAUUUAACACUUAUAGACUUAAGUAACAACAGAAUAAGCACCCUUUCCAAUCAGAGCUUCAGCAACAUGACCCAGCUCCUCACCUUAAUUCUUAGUUACAACCGUCUGAGAUGUAUUCCUCCUCGAACCUUUGAUGGAUUGAAGUCUCUUCGAUUACUGUAAGCAUCUUAUGUUAAAUAAAAUACCUUUUUUCUCAGGGAUCUGAAUUUGGGUUGUGUUUUUAAUGAUUUAACUGCUUUGUGGAUUCUUGCAAUUGGAGCCAACCCUCUUUACUGUGAUUGUAACAUGCAAUGGUUAUCCGACUGGGUAAAGUCAGAAUAUAAGGAACCCGGAAUUGCUCGUUGUGCUGGUCCUGGAGAAAUGGCAGAUAAACUGUUACUCACAACUCCUUCCAAAAAAUUUACAUGUCAAGGUCCCGUGGAUGUCAAUAUUCUAGCUAAAUGUAAUCCCUGCCUAUCAAAUCCGUGUAAAAAUGAUGGCACCUGCAACAGUGAUCCAGUUGACUUUUAUCGAUGCACCUGUCCCUAUGGUUUCAAGGGUCAGGACUGUGAUGUCCCAAUUCAUGCAUGCAUCAGUAACCCGUGUAAACAUGGAGGAACUUGCCACUUAAAAGAAGGAGAAAAAGAUGGAUUCUGGUGUAUUUGUGCUGAUGGGUUUGAAGGAGAAAAUUGUGAAGUCAAUGUUGAUGAUUGUGAAGAUAAUGACUGUGAAAAUAAUUCUACAUGUGUUGAUGGAAUUAAUAACUACACAUGUCUUUGCCCACCUGAGUAUACAGGCGAGUUGUGUGAGGAGAAGCUGGACUUCUGUGCGCAGGACUUGAACCCCUGCCAGCACGACUCCAAGUGCAUCCUGACACCAAAAGGAUACAAAUGUGACUGCACCCCGGGAUAUAUAGGCGAGCACUGCGACAUUGACUUUGAUGACUGCCAAGAUAACAAGUGUAAAAAUGGAGCCCACUGCACCGAUGCAGUGAACGGCUACACGUGCACCUGCCCUGAAGGUUACAGUGGCUUGUUCUGUGAGUUUUCUCCACCCAUGGUUCUCCCUCGCACCAGCCCCUGUGAUAAUUUUGAUUGUCAGAAUGGAGCUCAGUGCAUCAUCAGAAUAAAUGAGCCAAUAUGUCAGUGUUUGCCUGGCUACCAGGGAGAGAAGUGUGAGAAACUGGUCAGUGUGAAUUUUGUAAACAAAGAGUCUUAUCUUCAAAUUCCUUCAGCCAAGGUUCUGCCUCAGACAAACAUCACACUUCAGAUUGCCACCGAUGAAGACAGUGGAAUCCUCCUGUAUAAGGGUGACAAAGACCAUAUCGCAGUUGAACUCUACCGGGGGCGUGUUCGGGCCAGCUACGACACAGGCUCUCACCCGGCUUCUGCCAUUUACAGUGUGGAGACGAUCAAUGAUGGAAACUUCCACAUUGUGGAACUGCUUGCCCUGGAUCAGAGUCUCUCCUUGUCUGUGGAUGGAGGGAGCCCCAAAAUCAUCACCAACUUGUCAAAGCAGUCCACAUUGAAUUUUGACUCCCCACUCUACGUAGGAGGCAUGCCCGGCAAGAACAAUGUGGCCGCUCUGCGCCAGGCCCCUGGGCAGAAUGGCACCAGCUUCCAUGGCUGUAUCCGGAACCUUUACAUCAACAGCGAGCUCCAGGACUUCCGCAAGGUGCCCAUGCAAACAGGCAUCCUGCCGGGCUGCGAGCCAUGCCACAAGAAGGUGUGUGCCCACGGCACCUGCCAGCCCGGCAGCCAGUCGGGCUUCACCUGCGACUGCGAGGAAGGAUGGACGGGGCCCCUCUGUGACCAGCGGACCAAUGACCCCUGUCUUGGAAAUAAAUGUGUCCAUGGCACCUGCUUGCCCAUCAAUGCCUUCUCCUACAGCUGUAAGUGCCUGGAGGGCCAUGGAGGCGUCCUGUGCGAUGAGGAGGAGGAUCUGUUCAACCCCUGCCAGGCGAUCAAGUGUAAGCACGGGAAGUGCAGGCUCUCUGGACUCGGGCAGCCCUACUGUGAAUGCAGCAGCGGAUACACGGGGGACGGCUGCGACCGAGAAAUCUCUUGUCGAGGGGAACGGAUAAGAGAUUAUUACCAAAAGCAGCAGGGCUAUGCCGCCUGCCAAACAACCAAGAAGGUCUCCCGCCUGGAAUGCAGAGGUGGGUGUGCGGGAGGCCAGUGCUGCGGACCUCUGAGGAGCAAGCGACGGAAAUACUCCUUUGAAUGCACGGACGGGUCUUCUUUUGUGGACGAGGUCGAGAAGGUGGUGAAGUGUGGCUGUGCGAGGUGUGCGUCCUAAGCACGUCCCUGGCAGCUUUCGUCUCUGGAAAAUGUUGUGUACUUCUUCACCUAUGUUGGACAAAUUCAUGCUUCAUAGUGGAAAUAUUUGAAAUAUAUUGUAAAAUACAGAACAGACUUAUUUUUAUUAUGAGAAUAAAAGACUUUUUUUUCUGCAUUUGGAAAAAAAAAAAAUGCUUGAACUAAAGCUUCCCCGAAGCAGGAGAAGUAUGCAGAAAGAUAUACCUAGAGGCAUUAGAACCACGAUGGGAACCAUUGCAACUCAGAGCCAUCGUGGGAACAUGCUGAAGAUUAGCAGAAGCACAAACACAAAGGACAGACGAGCUACUGUGCAGUGGCGUGAGAUUGCCCAGAACAUAACUGUGUGCCCUUUGUCACAUCCAUGCAGUUCACUAGGCCACACCCAGCACCUGCCUGUGAAGGAUGAUACAAGGCAGGGGAAUGGAACUCAAGAAUUCACAGAUAGAACAAAGGGGUGUGAGAUAUUUUGUGCAAAAUACAGUGUCCUGAAGAUCUGGGUUCCAUUCAUGAACAAACACGGGAGUGCUAAAAUACAUUUUAUCUUCUUUUUCAAUGUCAGCAUGUCAGCAGAAGCAGCACACAAAAGUGUUUAUCUACCAUUUUCCAGUAUUAUUUUUUUUGUAAUAUAAAUGAUAAAGGAGAUGAUAAAGAACCAAUAGAUUAUUGAUAAAUAAAUUAGUAAUAAUAUGAAUUUUUUGUUUCUAUGAGUUCUAAACAGCCCUAUACAGUAUUCAGUUUCAAUGAGAAAUAUUUAUUGUAUCAAAGUACAUUGUACUUAACAUGUUAGGCCACCCUUUUGCUGUUUCUCGAUGCUUUAAUAUAUAUUAAUUUAUAAUUGUCCUGAUAUUUUUGUACUUUUUUCAAACUUAAAAUCAGGAUUUUC
This is a messenger RNA of Galeopterus variegatus (Sunda flying lemur), 5289 nucleotides long. RefSeq names its product slit homolog 2 (Drosophila) (gene SLIT2). Gene Ontology annotation, molecular function: calcium ion binding; heparin binding; Roundabout binding. Gene Ontology annotation, biological process: negative chemotaxis; retinal ganglion cell axon guidance; negative regulation of cell growth. The transcript is spliced from 35 exons. The record is from RefSeq and is a predicted model, not a curated record. Lineage: Eukaryota; Metazoa; Chordata; Mammalia; Dermoptera; Cynocephalidae.